AUGGCGGGCUCCUUCUCAAUACCACUGGAAGUCUCAUCAUUAAAGCGAAAACGAAGUCAUGAAAGCGAUGGCGGCCUUGAGUCCGAUGUGCCCUUACCCUUGAACGCGUCCCCCCAAGACCCUGCCGAUCAGACACCCUCGACCACGGUCGAUCCUCCCCCCAAUGAAUCUGAUGUACAGACAGGUGGAUCUCUCAAAACUACAGCCGCCAAAAAGACGGGUAAAGGGAAGAAAGUUACCUCGAAGCCCUCGAAACGAACUCCAUCUACGCCAUUGCCAGACGCCUUUAAGCGCCUCUCGCAAACCCAUCGCGCCUUGAAUCUCGUGUACACGUUUUGCUCCACGCGAAAGCACUUUGCCACCACAUUCGAGAACAUAAAAAAAGCAGUACAAGCUCAACUUGGUCAGGGGCGAGAACUCACGGUUGAUGAUGUCGCACGUGUGAAGGUCAUAAUUCCCGGAGCGGUCCUUUUCGAAUAUGUGGACGAAGCCAAGCUGGAAGUAAUGACCGUUGGAGAUGAAGAGAUUACUCAGUAUGGGUUACACAAGCGUACCCUGGCAUUUUCGGCAGAUAUGGACAGAGUUGAAGAUGCCAGAAGCAGUGAUCUUCACUAUACAGACGACACAAAGCAAGUUCUGCUAUUUGAGUUUAUGGACGGCGAUCUGAAGGGGGAAGUUCUGAACCCGAAAACUGGGGAACCUAUGAAACCUAUGCGUCAAAUGAGAGACGAUGAUCUGAAAAUGCCCGUCUACAGCCAAAAACAGAUGCUGGCUUUGAUUGAAAAACGAAAUUCAAAGUUUUCAGACGCUUUGAAUGCGUUUUUGGUUCAUUGUGAGGAUAUGAAUCUCGAUCCAGUGAAUUUUCUUGAAGAAAAGAAGAAUGCUUUCCUGCCCACCCCUCUUGCAGAGAAGCCGCCAGCAACAAUUCCCAAGGAGCGAAAGUCCAUUGAGGAUAUAAUUGCAGAAAUUCGGGAGAUGGAUUUGUAUCAUGCACAAAUUGUGCCGGAAGGCCAUCGGGUGUUCGAAGCCCAGUCUGCUGUCUACGGAGAUUUGACAUUCCAGCUCUCGCAGGACCUUGUCAAUGCUCUGUAUAACACAAAGGGAAUUACCCAAAUGUAUGCUCAUCAAACAGAGGCAAUUAACUACCUGUAUGAGGGCCACAAUGUGAUUGUGUCGACGUCGACGAGCUCCGGAAAGUCCCUCAUCUACCAAGUCCCCAUGCUGCACGAACUAGAAAAAGAUCCGGAGAGCAGGGGAAUGUAUAUAUUCCCCACUAAAGCUCUGGCACAAGAUCAGCGCCGCAGCAUGAUGGAUCUACUUCAGUAUAUGAGCGGGCUGCAACACACAAUGGUUGAAACCUUUGACGGGGACACGCCAAUGGGGAGCCGGAACUUGAUUCGUGACGAGGCACGCAUAAUUUUCACCAAUCCUGACAUGCUUCAUAUUACAAUUUUGCCACAGGAGAGUUCCUGGCGCACAUUUUUGAAGAAUCUGAAAUUUGUCGUUGUCGACGAACUGCACGUCUACAACGGCUUAUUUGGAUCUCAUGUCGCUUUUAUCAUGCGCCGUCUUCGCAGGAUAUGUGCUGCGGUUGGUAAUCGUCAUGUCAAGUUCAUAUCUUGCUCUGCUACUGUUGCGAACCCGGAGGAUCACAUGAAGUCUAUCUUUGGGGUGCAGGAUGUGAAACUCAUCGAUUUCGAUGGAUCUCCCUCUGGCCGUAAGGAGUUUGUUUGCUGGAAUACGCCAUUCAAAGACCCCAAAGAUCCUACCUCUGGGCGCGCCGACACUGUCACUGAGACUGCGAGGCUAUUUUGCCAGCUGAUCCUUAGGGGCGUGAGAGUCAUUGCCUUCUGUCGAAUCAGAAAGCUAUGUGAAGUUCUCUUACAAGGCGUGCACGCCGAAUUUGGUAGACUCGAACGAACAGAGAUUGGCAAGCUAGUGAUGGGCUACCGAGGCGGCUAUAGCCCUCAAGAUCGACGCCAAAUCGAAAAGGAGAUGUUCGAGGGGAAAUUGAUGGGAAUCGUGGCUACCAACGCUCUAGAAUUGGGCGUUGAUAUUGGCUCCCUGGAUGCAGUCAUCACCAUGGGCUUCCCAUACUCGAUCUCCAAUUUACGCCAACAAAGCGGCCGCGCUGGACGACGCAAUAAGGACUCCCUAUCCGUCCUAGUCGGGGAUAGAUACCCAACUGACCAACACUACAUGAAGAAUCCAGAUGAAAUCUUCACGCGACCGAAUUGUGAGCUGCAGAUAGAUCUAUCCAACGAGCUCAUCCUCGAAGGCCACGUUCAAUGUGCUGCAUUUGAGAUGCCUAUCCGCCCCGAAGAAGACAGCAUCUACUUCGGGCAACAGCUCCUUGCCCUGGCCCCGACUCGCCUAAUAAAAGAUUCACUCGGCUUCUACCACUGCCACCCACGAUUCCGUCCACAGCCAUCCCGCAGUGUCUCAAUACGCGACACAGAAGACCAACACUUCGCCGUCAUAGACACGACCAACAACCGCAACAUAGUCAUAGAAGAAGUCGAAGCAUCGCGCGCCUUAUUCACAAUUUACGAAGGCGGGAUCUUCCUCCACCAAGGCACAACUUACCUAGUUAAAGAACUAAACACCGAAUCCUUCCUAGCACGCGUCGUACGCGUCCACGUCGACUGGAACACCAUGCAACGCGACUUCACCGACAUCGACCCCAUAGAAACCGAAGCAAUGCGUCUGGUCGGCAACGACCCCUCCGCCUCGUCCGCCUUCUUCGGCGCAAUCAAAAUCCACGCCGUAGUCUACGGCUUUUUCAAAGUCGACAAGCGCGGCCGCGUCCUCGACGCCGUUGCCGUCGAUAACCCGCCAAUCGACCGUCUCACCAAGGGCAUGUGGCUAGACGUCCCAACGCGCGCUAUCGACAUCCUACAAUCGCACCGGCUAAACAUAGCCGCGGCCAUCCACGCCGCUGAGCACGCCGUCCUCUCGCUCCUGCCCUCCUUCGUUGUCUCCUCGCCCGGUGACGUCCGCACUGAAUGCAAAGUCGCGAAGAAAGAGCUUGGCCGGCCGCUGCAGCGCGCGAAUGUACCCGUUGAGUUCGAGGAGAAGCUUAAACCGCCUUCGCGACAGAGGCCUGCUCGGCUUACCUUCUACGAUGCGAAAGGUGGGUCGUGUGGUUCUGGUAUUGCUAGUAAGGCGUUUGAGUUUAUUGGGCUGCUUCUCCGGCGGGCGGUUUCGCGCAUUGAGGCUUGUUCCUGUAUUACGCCGCAGGGCUGUGUGGAGUGUGUUUGUGAUGAGCGAUGCAAGGAGAUGAAUGUUGUUAUGAGUAAGGCUGGAGCUGGGGUUAUACUGCGGUGUUUGCUGGGGUGGGAGGUUGAUGUUGAUGCUUUGCCGUGGGGAGAGGAUAUGGAGGGGGAUGAUUUUGGAGUUGGAGGUGCUGGAGAGUUGGCGGGUGGGUUGGAGACUGUCAUAAUAGCCGAGGAGGUGCCGUGGAGGCCCGGGUGUCGGGUUGAUUCUUAG
Messenger RNA from Penicillium roqueforti, 3489 nucleotides. RefSeq names its product ATP-dependent 3'-5' DNA helicase. Bases 1 to 3489 code for a protein of 1162 amino acids. NCBI's taxonomy places the organism in Eukaryota, Fungi, Ascomycota, Eurotiomycetes, Eurotiales, Aspergillaceae. Gene Ontology annotation, molecular function: ATP binding; nucleic acid binding. The transcript has a single exon. The record is from RefSeq and is a predicted model, not a curated record.